Coccidioides posadasii C735 delta SOWgp is the source of this 1371-nucleotide messenger RNA. NCBI's taxonomy places the organism in Eukaryota, Fungi, Ascomycota, Eurotiomycetes, Onygenales, Onygenaceae. The record is from RefSeq and is a predicted model, not a curated record.
AUGGCGGUACUGACCCGCGCAGGUAGCAAGCGCAAAGCGACCGACGAGCCGAGCACGCCAGAUUCGAAGCAAAAGGUCAAAAAGGCCCGGACUGAGUCCCCAGGCUCUGAGAUUAAGGAUGACUCUGCCAGCAAGCCCACGCUCAAGAUCGUCCCAUUCGCCGAGAAGGUAAGAGGAGCGGGAACAUACCGCGUUUAUGUUGAAAUAUUGCUGAUGGAACCUCCGGUGCAGCCGGCAGUGCUGGAAGAACGACGCGGUGAUAUAGAGUUCCGAGUGGUUAACAACGACGGGUCCAGAGAGAGCUUCAUCAUCCUCACAGGUCUCAAGUGUAUAUUCCAGAAGCAGUUGCCGAAGAUGCCGAAAGACUAUAUUGCGCGACUGGUAUACGAUAGGACCCAUUUAUCCAUGGCUAUUGUUAAACACCCAUUGGAGGUAGUUGGAGGGAUUACAUACCGGCCCUUCAAAGGGCGAAGGUUUGCAGAGAUUGUGUUUUGCGCCAUAUCUUCCGACCAACAAGUCAAAGGUUAUGGUGCUCACUUAAUGUCUCACCUGAAGGACUACGUGAAAGCUACUUCUGAGGUGAUGCAUUUCCUAACAUACGCCGAUAAUUAUGCCAUCGGAUACUUCAAGAAGCAAGGUUUCACAAAAGAGAUCAGCUUGGACAAGUCAAUUUGGAUGGGUUAUAUCAAGGAUUACGAAGGCGGCACCAUCAUGCAGUGCACCAUGAUCCCAAAGAUCCGGUAUCUCGAAUCUGGUCGCAUGCUUUUAAAGCAAAAGGAGGCUGUUCACGCCAAAAUCCGGGCCUUUAGCAAGUCCCAUAUUAUCCACGCUCCACCCAAGGAGUGGAGAAACGGGGUCUGCGAGAUUGACCCUCUCAGCAUUCCUGCCAUAAAAGAGUCUGGAUGGUCUCCUGAUAUGGAUGAGCUGGCCCGCCAGCCACGACAUGGCCCUAAUUACAAUCAACUUUUACAUCUACUCAACGAUAUGCAGAAUCACAGCGCAGCUUGGCCCUUCGCACAGCCGGUGAAUCGGGACGAAGUCCCCGACUACUAUGAAGUGAUCAAGGAGCCGAUGGAUCUGUCAACCAUGGAAGAGAAACAUGAAAAGGAUCUGUACCCUGCUCCGCAAGAUUUCAUUAAGGACGCUAUGUUGAUUUUCGAUAACUGCCGGCGUUAUAAUAACGAGAAUACACCCUAUGCCAAGAGCGCGAACAAACUGGAAAAAUUUAUGUGGCAGCAGAUAAAAAAUAUCCCAGAGUGGUCGUUGCUGAUCCUGCCUGUCCUCCUAGCAUCUGGCGGAGGGUCAUUGACCCAGUCUGGAGACUGCACUCAGCAGAAUAACACAAGGGUUAUUUUAUGUUUUUUGCAGUGA